Molecule: messenger RNA, 1869 nt
Organism: Penicillium verhagenii
Lineage: Eukaryota; Fungi; Ascomycota; Eurotiomycetes; Eurotiales; Aspergillaceae
Exons: 3
Coding region: 1-1869 (622 amino acids)
Biological process (GO): magnesium ion transport
Cellular component (GO): membrane
Molecular function (GO): magnesium ion transmembrane transporter activity
Source: RefSeq, a predicted model, not a curated record
AUGGGCAAUCUAGGUGACUUGUCGCCACAAGGCAGUGUCGCGGUCGGAAUUCUCGUCGGACUCAUCUCAACUAGCUUGCAGGCGAUCGGGCUUACCCUCCAGCGCAAGUCUCACCUGCUUGAGGACGAAAAACACCCAUAUGAUGUGCGCCGACCACCAUACAAGCGCCGCCGAUGGCAACUUGGCAUGGGAAUGUUUGUGAUUUCCAAUAUCGUCGGCAGCACUAUUCAGAUUACUACAUUACCGCUCCCGGUCCUUUCUACACUCCAAGCAUCGGGACUAGUGUUUAAUACAAUAUUCGCAACCCUCAUUCUCGGCGAACCCUUCACUCGGUAUUCCUUCGCAGGCACCGGCCUCGUCUGCAUUGGUGCGAUACUGAUCGCGACCUUUGGCGCCAUCGGAGAACCCGCUCAUACCCUGAAUCAACUGCUAGAAUUACUCCAUGGUCGACCGUUUCUGAUAUGGAUGGGUGCGACAAUGUUUGUGGUGGCGAGUAUUCUAGUGGGCUCGAAGCUAUUGAGAUACUUCCUGCCAGGGUCGCGGGGGAAACCCGUCGCAGGAGGCCACUUUACACCGCAUGUGCUACGUCUGCAGAGCCGGCUCAAGCUUGCCCGGGGUAUGUGCUAUGGAUCGGUCAGCGGAAUUUUAUCUGCUCACUCGUUACUACUUGCCAAAUCCGCGGUGGAGCUACUGGUGCGCACCAUUGUCGAUGGCGAGAACCAGUUCAACCGCUGGCAGUCCUGGGUGAUCUUGCUGGGGAUGAUCAUUCUAGCACUGACGCAGCUGUAUUUCUUACAUCGCGGGCUCAAAUUGUGUAGCACAAGUGUGUUGUAUCCAUUUGUGUUCUGCAUCUACAACAUUAUUGCCAUCCUCGACGGUUUAAUCUACUUUCGCCAGGCGUCCCAACUAGCUGGCUUCCAUGCGGGUCUUAUCGCAUUAGGAACUAUGAUCCUGCUGGGUGGUGUACUAUGUCUAUCCUGGCGUCUAGAAGAUAUCGAGAGUCAUACUUCCGUUACGGUUGUGGGACCCACACAGACGGGGCUUGGCCCAGGCCUGGGAGUCGUUGAGGAACACUCAUCGUCAUCAGGGCUGCUGGAUGGUCUGGACGAUGAAGAGUCAAACCUUGGAGAACGAGAACCACUCCUCCACCGCGGCUCUCGUCCACAGCGUCCCCCUCCACGAGCGCGGGCUCCUAGCCUCCCCGCCCUCCAAACGUUCGAUCAACAUGAAUCCGCAGAUCUCAACGCAGCUUCCAUAUGGGCCGAACUCGACGAUUCAGAUUACGACUUCGCAACCACACAUAUGCGCUCCUCUACCGAACGACCCCGCAGCUCCAGCAGCAGCGCCGCCUUGCAUGGCCCAACACGUGGUCUGGCCCGCCACUCAACGAUUGGCCCUAUCUCUUAUCAGCGCGUCCGAGGGACACAUCGCGGUCGCUCAUCCACACAGGAGAACCCAUGGCGACGUUCCUCAAUGCCCUGGGCCGGUCUCAUAGGUUCACAGCGCAAGCGACGGAGCCAGCUCUCUUCACCCAUCGUGUCGGGGGCAAAUGGAUACGGAUCAAUUCCAGAAGACGAGAUCGAACGCCGCCAACAUGAAGCAGCCACAGGCACUGUCCCCGAUCCAUCAUCUACGUCGAGCCUUCUCGCGGGUCCGAGAAGAACCCUGCAAGACGCGUGGAAUCAAAGCCGACAAUACCUGUUUCGAUGGACGACCCCGCCGGCGGGUGAUAUCUCCCACGAGCAUGACCGUGCCUAUUCACCUCUUUUACCGCGCUCAGAAACACGCCUCCCUUGGAUGAGAGAUGAGCAUGAACCUGUCUUGUCUGGUUCUAAGGGGCCCUCCCCAUCAUCAUCAUCACCACCUUAA